This is a messenger RNA of Suillus fuscotomentosus, 549 nucleotides long. RefSeq lists its product as uncharacterized. The record is from RefSeq and is a predicted model, not a curated record. Bases 1 to 549 code for a protein of 182 amino acids. Lineage: Eukaryota; Fungi; Basidiomycota; Agaricomycetes; Boletales; Suillaceae. The transcript has a single exon.
AUGUCUGAUCCUAAUAGUGCCAACCCGGACAUGGAGAACUCACUCCCCUCUCAGUCCACCUUUGUUCCUACCCUGAAGAACUUCCAUGAGGUCUUACAGGCCAUCACAGUGCUCAGACAGAGCUCUGACCAUCUUGACAAGCAACAGCACACCAUAGGUCGCGCCCUUGAAGACAUUACUGACAAAAUCACUUCCCUCAGGUUCCCCACCAUGCCUACCAGCGCCAUGGGACACCAAGGUCACUCAGACUCAGUUGCCCCGCAAGGUGUUGCCAAGUUUUGGAAGCCAAGACUAUUCAAAGGUAGUGCGACCGACAUUGAUGCUUUUGUCGACGAGAUACUUAGUGCUGUCGAACUCUCUCAUUCAUCGCCACCCACCGACAUGGACAAGGCUUUGUACUUGUCCACCUAUCUAGACAAUGGGUCACCACACUCUUGGUUCACAGCUAUUCACCAUACCAAUGAUGACUUGCUCCACAACUUCAACUCACUAAUUGACAAUUUCAGGCAACACUUUGGAGACCCUGACACUGAGGGCACGCCCCUCUGA